AGUGUUUUAUCCUAACAGACACAUUGUAAUAAUACAGUUGUGCUCAUUAGCUAAGCUUUAUCGUGGCGCAUGCACACCAACCAAGUCUCGGUAGCCCGUCUGCAAAACUGAUCGUAAGCUGAAACUAAGACCGCGCUACGGCCCAUGGUCCGGAGAUCCUCGCUGUACGCUUUCGUAGCUAUGAUGCUCACCCGCAGGUUGCUUUUACAUCCAAAUCCUUGCAUUUCUUUCUUUUUACAGUUCUUCGGCCCAUCGUGUAGCUCGACCCAACACUCUCUCCCUCCCGGCGAGCUUUGCAAUCUUGGUUUGAGAUCUAGAACCAGCCCAAGUUUCAGCCACAAUGGUCAACAUCACAGCCCUACUCUCCUCGCUCAUAACAGCGAACCACAUCCUCUCUUACCACAACGUCCUCGAUCCCUUUGGCCACGUCAGCGUUCGUAAUCCAAACACCAAUACAACAUUCUUCAUCGCGCUGCAAAUCGGUCCAGCAACAGUGUCCAGCCCCGCCGACAUAGGCGAAUACCUCAUCUCAGAUGGCACACCCGUCAACGGCACAGUCGGCGGCUACGCAGAACGCUACAUCCAUAGCGAGAUUUUGAAACGUUAUCCGGAUGUCAACGCCGUUGUGCACAGUCACUCCGAGGAUGUCCUUCCAUACACUGUUAUCGAUACAUCAUUCGAGCCAGUGUACCAUAUGGCCGGCUUUCUUGGUGAGAGCGUGCCGAACUUCGACAUUGAAACGGUGUACGAAGAGGGGGACCCGAGAGAUAUGUUGGUAAACAGUCCGCGGCUAGGCGCCGCUUUAGCAGAGAACUUCGGCGUUAAUGAAACAAGGCCUACAUCUCCUUUGCAUACAACGGUCCUGCAGCGGGGACAUGGCUUCGUUACAACAGGGGAAAGCGUGGAACAGGUUACUGAUUUUGCGUAUUAUGCAGCGAGUAAUGCUAGGGUGCAGACGAAAGCAUUGUUGUUGGCGAAUGUGGGGAGAGGUGGUAGUGGGGAUGAAGGGGUCAAGUAUUUGAGUGGCCAGGAGAGGAAGGCGACGAAUGAGAUGAACCGGUGGAUUGUGUUCAAGCCUUGGGCGCAGUGGGUGAGGGAGGUAGAAAGGAGUGGGAUGUUUGUGAAUGAGCUGGGGACGCCGCCUGUGCCGGAUCGGUAGGUGGGAGAUAAUGAGCUUGGUGACGGGCGGGUUAUAUGUUUUCCUUUGAGUUGGAAAUAGCGGUGUGCAGUUUUCACUUCCACCUAUAUUGAUGUCUUUCAUGUUUCUGUCGGAACAGUAGAGCAACGUUCCCUCUAGAUGGCCUUCAGGCUAACUCAUGAGCAUAGAGAAAUUGUUCUCCUCGCCCUCUUUGCCGCUGCUUGAGAUGGAUAGGUGUGGUAACAGGGUGACUGGGAUAUGAGCUGUCUCUAAGAUCUGGAAAAUUAUUGUUCUCGCUUCCAGAUAUCGAGUGUCAUUCCUUCGUCCCUACAUAGUCGUUACCGUUUACAAAUCAUAAAGCUGAUGCGGCCAGACCUCACUUGUAGCCGGAAACUACCACAUAUUCGUGCAAGCAUUGCAAAUCUUCGGCCAGUAGUCAGCAGCUUCUACCUGGCUAUUUGACGAAGUCAGUAUAAGAGCAG
Molecule: messenger RNA, 1620 nt
Organism: Alternaria alternata
Lineage: Eukaryota; Fungi; Ascomycota; Dothideomycetes; Pleosporales; Pleosporaceae
Product: arad-like aldolase/epimerase
Exons: 1
Coding region: 341-1159 (272 amino acids)
Biological process (GO): pentose catabolic process
Cellular component (GO): cytosol
Molecular function (GO): aldehyde-lyase activity
Source: RefSeq, a predicted model, not a curated record